This is a messenger RNA of Cannabis sativa, 342 nucleotides long. Its product is annotated as 14-3-3-like protein B. The record is from RefSeq and is a predicted model, not a curated record. NCBI's taxonomy places the organism in Eukaryota, Viridiplantae, Streptophyta, Magnoliopsida, Rosales, Cannabaceae. Gene Ontology annotation, cellular component: cytoplasm. The coding region runs from base 1 to 342 and encodes 113 amino acids. The transcript is spliced from 2 exons. Gene Ontology annotation, biological process: signal transduction.
AUGGACUCUAACCUAAUUCCCUCAGCCUCUUCCAGUGAUUUGAAGGUCUUCUAUUUGAAGAUGAAGGGCGAUUAUCACCGUUACCUGGCUGAGUUUAAGGUCGGUGAUGAGAGGAAAACCGCCGCUGAGGACACCAUAAUCUCUUACAAGGCUGCUCAGGAUAUAGCGAUUGCCGAUCUUGCAUCUACACAUCCAAUUAGGUUGGGGCUAGCGCUCAAUUUCUCAAUGUUCUACUAUGAGAUUCUCAAUCAAUCUGAUAAAGCUUGCACCUUGGCCAAACAGGUGCUUUCUUUCAACUCAAAUCAUAAUUUCACAUGUUUGCUUCAUUGGGCCACUGCGUAG